AUGCUACCACACCGAGCCAAGCUAAGGUCGUCAAUGGUGGUCCUGGAAGCAGCAGCGCCUAUACCCAGAGGUGCCUUUGCGCAGACAUCCACUGUGACAUGCCUGCCCUCCUUUGGUUGGAUGAACAACACCCUCGGGCAGGACCCUUGCGUCGUUGUUUCCUACCUUGAGAGUGUCUGUGGAGCUUUCACAGUUGAUCCUUUACCUCCCAAUACCUAUUACGGACCUCCCUCGGCCGCUGGAGCAGACUCUUGCACAUGUAAUACAGUAGCCUACUCGAUGAUGGCCGCUUGCAGCGAUUGUCAGAAUGCCAUAUAUGUAUCCUGGUCUACCUGGAGCACCAAUUGCGCUCAGAUGUCCAUCAGACAAUAUCCGAUGGACAUUCCCACUGGUACCAAGGUUCCGAAUUGGGCGUAUCUGAAUGUUGUGACCGGUGGAUUCGACCCUGUCGCAGCACAAAAUAACGGAGACCUCCCGGAAUCUACUGCAAUCAAUGCACAAUCUACUAUCACAGUCACUUAUUCGACCACGUUCUCUGCUUCUUUGACCAGUUCUUCGACCACAUCUACAGGACUUUCUCUCACAUCAACAUCUAGUCCGACAAGUCCAAAUGUUGGAGCUAUAGCCGGAGGUGUUGUUGGUGCAAUUUUGGGUGCAGCCAUCCCGCUUUCAGUGACACAGGCAGAGGUCCGGGCCACACUCGAAGUUUUUACUAGCGCUAAUGCAUCUCCAAUGGCACAGCGACCACGUCUCUACGACCCCUCUGACCCGGCCACUUUCCCAGGUCGUCCUCACUCCUUCGCCGACCCAGUUACUUCAUCUAGCAGUAUAAGCAAAAAUCCAUUGAUGCCCUCACCCAUCUCUCCCCAACAGUCGCGUCUUGGACAGUACGCUCCAGAACUCUAG
Suillus fuscotomentosus is the source of this 906-nucleotide messenger RNA. RefSeq lists its product as uncharacterized. The record is from RefSeq and is a predicted model, not a curated record. Bases 1 to 906 code for a protein of 301 amino acids. NCBI's taxonomy places the organism in Eukaryota, Fungi, Basidiomycota, Agaricomycetes, Boletales, Suillaceae. The transcript has 9 exons.